This is a messenger RNA of Harpegnathos saltator (Jerdon's jumping ant), 3062 nucleotides long. RefSeq lists its product as uncharacterized. Gene Ontology annotation, cellular component: membrane. The coding region runs from base 613 to 1479 and encodes 288 amino acids. The record is from RefSeq and is a predicted model, not a curated record. Lineage: Eukaryota; Metazoa; Arthropoda; Insecta; Hymenoptera; Formicidae. The transcript has 7 exons.
CUUUCCUUCGAGGUGAGUCGGUUGAGCCGUUAGUGUCGUUGCCGUUGUGAGAGAAUGGUGAUUGUGAUGUGCAUCGCGAACGAGCGCGCACCCUGAAGGACGGUAAAGUACGCGCCACUCUCGACGCACGAUUAAUAAACCCGAAGGGUAUCCCCCUCGGCAAACCACCAUCCCUCACCCCGCCCUGUCAGUGGCCGAUUCGAACUCGUCUCUCUCGUCGAAUUCCCCGUCGUCGUCAUCGUAUUCAAUUUUCUCGUAGCGGUGCUGCUCUCCCGCGAGAUCGAAAGAAAGAACGAAAGGAAGGAAGAGCGCAAGACGUUCGCCGAGUUCGUCCGGAGCGUUUAUCGCGGUCCAACUCCUCUCUUCGUCGUGCAGCACGCUUCGCAGCUUUUCCUGCGCUCGUCACGCGGAUGUCCGUAGUAGCGCCAGCACUACGUACUCGGUGGUAUAGUUGCGGUUGAGUGUGAGGUGAAGCUAACGGAAGACAACCGGCCGAGGGGACACAUCGCGAGGAGAUAGAGAGAGCGAGAGCGAGAGAAAGAUAGAUAGAGAGACAGAGAGAGAGAGAGAGAGACAGAAGAGAGAAGAAAGAGACUCACGGAUAGUAGCAAGAUGCCCUGCUCCGCGGUGACGCUGUCCCUCGCCACCAUAACCGGUAUAAUCGCCACUGCCCUCCUGGCGAUCGCCUUCUCCACGGACAACUGGCUCUACACCGAGGUCAAGCGCGCCCAGAUCCAGCAAUACGCGAGCAAGCAUGCCGAGCAAAGCCACUUGGUGGAGCAAAUGAACACAAAGUAUUAUUAUUACACGAGGACUCAGGGAUUAUUCAGGAUAUGUUAUCCCAAAGAGAGACCACCGACAGUCGAAACUUACUUGAGCCCCGUGGAGACGCACUGCAUGAAUAUCGAUUAUUUUAUUCCCGAUGAAGAGAAUCAGACGAGGGGUUUCUCCGACGACGCGAUGGCACGACUACACAUGGGGAGAUCCGUGAUAGCGCUAUUCAUGGUCGGUUUUGUCGCGAUAUUCUCGGCGUUUUGGACAGGAGUGGUGGGCUGUUGGAGAAGAUCACCAGGAAACAUCACGGCCACAGCGAUUUUGAUGUUAUUCGCCUGCCUUCUGAGCGCUGGUGGUAUGGGCCUGUGGCACGGGGUCGAAUAUUAUGAAAAGGAGAAAAUUGUCGGCGAAGAGUAUUACCAACAAUGGAGCAACGUUUUAAGGGACAACACGGCGCAGUGGUACGACUGGUCGUUUUAUCUGGCCUGGCUGGGGGUGGCGACGUGUCUGGGUACGAUGACGCUAUUUCUGAUCGCGGCAUCCUGCUUGAGAAGGGAGCGUGCCCGCGAGCAGGCCCAGAAUGUUCAGUACAUCAUGCCAGUGUACCCCCAGAAACAGCAAUACGCGUACCCCGGAUAUCCAGCCCCAGCGGCAUACCCGGGCCCGUAUUAUCACGGUUCUCAGUAUGGGCCCUACAACUACUGAAGAAACUCAGCUGGUCGGCAUCGGAGGAAAGAAAGCAUCCCGGGCGCGCUCGCGCUCGCCAAACUUGUCGAACAUUCUCUAUUAGCGUCUUGACUGGCCGGACAAGGACCAGAAAUAUAUUCGUAAAAUUCGACAGACUCGCCGAGGUCAAUUCGCAAUCGCGACGUGCAAUAGAUCGAUCGUCUUGAUCGAUUUGAAUCUAACCGCGAUCGCAAAGAGUCCGGCUUCAGACGUAAUUUAUUGAUCAGUUAAUGAAGUUAAUUCAAGCGUGGCCAACGAGUAUCGGAUAUUCGAUUUACGCGAACGUCACGAAACGCAAAAGCAAGCUCUUCUCUCCCUGCGAUAGACCGAUCGUUUGGCUUCCACCGGCCGGAAGUCCAAGAAUCCAGGCAACGCGAGGAGGUCCAGAAGAACGUUCGGGAGAUCGUUCAAGAGAUCAGGUCGUCUUUUGGCCACUCUCCCGUAGCUGAUCUUCGGAGCACUCGCGUCGCCUGGAAAUACUCGACUUGCGUAAAGCGGUUGCUCAAAAUCCGCGUUACUUACACUUAGGAGGCGAGAUCAUUUUGUACUUUUCCAGUUUAUACAAGUAAGAUAUAUCGAUCAUUCUCUCGCACGCACAUCUUUAAAGUGAGCGCACUCACGCGUGUUAAUCGCGCAGGAGGCGCGAAUCGCGCUCACGUUCAUCGCGCGUUGGUUCCCGUCCGUCGACUGCGAUGCUCGACUCCCGAUCGGGUUUUCUCAAAUUGUUGGAAACGCAGACGUUAAAGACGUGACGUGUCGUCAUCACUUUAGCGCGAAAGCGGCCGUCCGUCGUCCGUUUCCGUCAGUCGCGGAUUUAACGGAUGUUAUAUAUGCUUCGAGGAAGCUCGGUGAGAACCGGAGUCGCGUAUCUUGAUAAUUGAAAACCGAACGACCAUAUCGAUCGAGUCCGUGAAACUUGGCUCGCGUCGACGUCGCGUUUGCCUUUAUUUAUUUAACGCGAUCGAGUGGGAGUUCAAUCUCGCGAAGAGAGAACGAUCGUCGUCGAGUCGCAUGAGCGAAGCGGAAGGCGACGCGGAUACGGCAUCAUGCUCGUGAACGCUCUCUCACCUUGGUAGUACCAAAUAUUAAAUAAAUAUCCCGAUUAGGAUCGUGCAAGAAGAAGAUCGAGUCGCGAUUUUUGCGCAGAGCGUCCGUUCGCCGCGAGUCCGGUUUAACCAUCUCGAGUCUGACGGAACAAUAGAUCUCAGCUGAAGACGUGAAGACACGAAGAAGUCAGGAUAUUCUGAUUGAUGAUUUGGACGGAAACCGCAGUUCCGACUUCUCUCGAGUGACAUUGGGAUGUUGGGAUUGACUCGGGAUGUUGAGAAAAUUACACUGAGAAUCUAUGUGGAAAACGUGUAGUUAAUAAAUAAAAUAUUCGACUCCGAAGAGGGUUAAAACUUAAUACCGCGGACGAAACGCGAUAUCGUAACGUGUGUGGUGCAUAACGUAAACAUUUAUAUAAUAUAUGGUGCUGCUAUGAUCGUUACGUGAUAACGCGGAUCGCGAAGUUAUGUCUGAUACAUAGCUCUCCUGAUAACACCGAUCUGUAAGAUUUAUUA